This is a messenger RNA of Pedinophyceae sp. YPF-701, 915 nucleotides long. The record is from the annotation of a GenBank genome assembly. NCBI's taxonomy places the organism in Eukaryota, Viridiplantae, Chlorophyta, Pedinophyceae.
AUGGGUUCGUGGCUGCAGGACCUCUCCUCCGCAUUCAACUCGGUGCUAGGGCUGCUGGAGGAUGACCAAGGCCCGCUGAAGGAGUCCGGCGAGCUGACGAAGGACGAGCUGGUGCGGUUCUUCGAGGCGAGCGAGGACUUGUUCCACAGGCCCGAGUUUCUGGAGGAGUGCCGCAAGGUCACGAGGGACAAGAAGGCGCCCGUGGACGACGUGAUCGACGCGGCGCAGCGCAAGAUCUUCGAGUCGCAGGGCAUCCAGGGGGAGUUCGGGCUCAAGUACCUCAGCAAGCUGCAAGAAAAGUUCAAAGACGACCCCAUCUUUCUGGUUCGCUUCUCCGCCUUCUUCGCGGAGGAGGACCUGGUGCACGACAAGGUGGAGCCGAACAUGGACCCGAAGGAGCUGGAGAUGAAGGAGGCGACGGUCAAGGUCAACCGGCAGCAGAACAUGCUGAUGUACACUCGGGCCAAGAACCUGGAGGACGGGGACGGGGACGGGAAGCAGUGGCUCAGCGACGCGAUGCAGCGGCAAGCUCUCAUCUACCAGAAGGCCAUGCUGCACAAGAGCAACGUCGCGCAGCUGCUGCAGAGCAUGCAGACGGAGGAGCAGCGGCAGAUGUUCGUGAAGGCGUUCCAGGGGUUGAGCAAAGAGGGCAACGCGUUGAUCGAGGGGGCGGGGGACGACAUCGACGCGCGGUUCGACGCGAUGAACGCGCACAUGGUUCGCGUGGACGCCUGGCUGGCGGAGCAGGCCAAGCAGUACAGUCAGACGCUGAUGACGCCGCAGCAGCAGCAGAACUUCAUGGUGCAACAAAUGAUGGCGAUGCAGGCCAAGGGCGGGCGCGGGGGGCGGGGCAUGGGGCGCGGGACGCCGCUGAGUCUGGCGGGGCGCGGGGGGCGCGGGCGGGGCCGGCGGUGA